This is a messenger RNA of Rotaria sp. Silwood2, 687 nucleotides long. NCBI's taxonomy places the organism in Eukaryota, Metazoa, Rotifera, Eurotatoria, Philodinida, Philodinidae. The record is from the annotation of a GenBank genome assembly.
AUGAGAUACAAGAUUAAAGUAUCCCUCUUUGGUCAUUGUCUUGAUGAAUUUCAACAUAAGAUUGCUGCUGCUCAUAAUAAAUUAGGUAAUAAUGAUCAAGCAUUAAGUGAUUGUUUCCGUUCAAUUGAAAUCGAUCCAAAUUAUAGUAAAGUUUAUGGAAGACUUGGUGUCAUAUAUCUAUCAUUGGACAAAGCACAUGAAGCACUUGAUGCUUAUAAAAAAGCUCAUACACUUGAUCCCAAUAAUGAGAAUUAUAAACAAUCUAUACGACAUUGUGAAGAUCAAUUGAAUGAAUCAGAAACUAAUAAUAAUAAUAAUCCGACUAAUGGUCCAAAUCUAACAUCCAUGUUUGGUACAUUAUUAGGUGGUACAAGUGGUGGACCUAAUAUGACGUCUUUUUUUAAUAAUCCUGCUUUAAUGAAUAUGGCAACACAAUUUGUUCAAAAUCCACAAGUUCAAGGAUUAAUGGCUAAUUUAGUAACAAAUUUAAAUGGACAAGAAGGUGGUCCAGCUGGCUUAGAUACUUUAUUACAAGCAGGUCAACGUAUGGCUAGUGACUUAUCAGCUAAUAAUCCUAAUUUAGUCGAGUCUCUUCGACGUAAUAUGACUAAUCAACCGAAUAGAAAUAAUAAUUCAACAUCAAAUUCUAAUAAUGAAGGAGAUCAAAACAGACCAUCAUCAUCAUAA